Messenger RNA from Populus nigra (black poplar), 1290 nucleotides. RefSeq lists its product as uncharacterized. Gene Ontology annotation, molecular function: nucleic acid binding; zinc ion binding. Gene Ontology annotation, cellular component: nucleus; catalytic step 2 spliceosome; U2 snRNP. The record is from RefSeq and is a predicted model, not a curated record. Lineage: Eukaryota; Viridiplantae; Streptophyta; Magnoliopsida; Malpighiales; Salicaceae. Bases 76 to 468 code for a protein of 130 amino acids. Gene Ontology annotation, biological process: spliceosomal complex assembly. The transcript is spliced from 2 exons.
CUAAUCUCCAAGUACAACCAUUAUCCCUGACAAUCUCACGCUCAGAGUCAGAGGAAGCAGAAGUUAAAACAUUCAAUGGAUAGAGAAUGGGGUUCUAAGCCAGGCAGCGGAGGCGCCGCCUCCGCCCAGAACGAGGCAAUCGACCGCCGUGAGCGUCUCAGACGUCUCGCCCUGGAGACAAUCGAUCUAGCAAAAGAUCCCUAUUUCAUGCGCAACCACCUCGGCAGUUAUGAGUGUAAGCUGUGUCUGACUUUACACAACAAUGAAGGAAACUACUUGGCUCACACACAAGGGAAGCGCCAUCAGACCAAUUUGGCUAAGAGAGCUGCUCGUGAGGCCAAAGAUGCGCCUGCCCUUCCUCAGCCUAACAAGCGCAAAGUUAACAUUCGCAAGACAGGCAAGUCUCCAGUCUCCUUCCCUCCCGUUUUAUUUGUUAUUUUUUUGUUUAAUUUAGUAUGUAGUGGAUAGAAACUAUAUUGAUCGGUUUGGUGUUUAAGGUAGAUUAACACGCAUACAAAACACUAACCUUGUUUUCAUUAGAUCAAUGAGUGGCUUUGAGAAGUAUGAAAGAUCAUGUUGCUUAAUAAAAGAAAAGUGGAGUACUUGUUUGGGUGGUAGUUAUUGAAAAAGCCACUACUAAUGGCAUGGUGAAUUCAUAUCUGAUUGGAGUUUAUUUGCCUAAGAAUCUCCUCAACCUGAUAUUUUGGCUUCAAAGUAAGUACUACAUGGACUAUUUUGAUUCUUAUAAGAUUAAGAUCCAGGUAGUGCCGUUGCUCAUGUAUUUAGUAAUGUCCCUUGAAAAAGCUUUGGAAAAUAAACAGCGGUAGCUUAUUGAGGUCAAGGGCUACAAAAGGUCUUGAAUGAAAAAAACAGGAAAAAAGGGAGGAAAAAUAAAGGAAAUGGGUCAAGUUCUUGAGAUUGGUUGUUUGUAGUUUCUGGUGGUGACAAGUUAAACUUAAAGGCCUCAACUUAGAACCAAACUUGCUUUCUUAGGAUUUCAUGCUGCUGCACAUAUUGCAUGGCUUGGCCAGAAAUAUUGAAUUUGGAGCUUGGGUUUAGUGUUAUCAGACCUGUGCAAACAAUAACGCUGUUUGGUGGAAAGCAAAACAUUCUGUAGUGCUUUGUGUGUUUGUUCUAGCUUUAUUAUGUCAAGGGUAUUGUGGUAAUUGUUGUUUAUGAGUAGUCUGGAGUAUGAUGAUUCCGUCCAACUUGGAAAUAUGUUCUUAUAAAAGUUCCAAUUUGGAAACAAAAGGACAGUCUUUCUUCAGACAAAUUCUGUGGAUAUGAACU